UGAGCCAUGUGGAUGAGAGACGAGCACCCUGACUGCUGCUGGGCUGAUUGAGGUCUAAACUCGGAUCCACUUCCUCGUACGGCACAUUUGACAGAAUGCAUCCCAUCAUUCUUCUCUUUGUCAUUUCUCUGCUUCACGCAUAUGAAGCCCGAGGCUCCGACACUGUGACUCCUGUAUUUGUGCAGAAGGGGAAGGAUCUGCUUCUCAACGUCACGGCUCCUGUUAAAUUAGUUGAACGGAGUGAUUUUAGAUGGCAAUUUAACAAUUUAAGCAUAAUAAGAUUAUUUGAUGAUAACAAAACAAAAACAAUUGGCCCCUAUCAUGGAAGGGUCGAGAUUUUUCUCCAAAAUCACUCUUUGCUUUUGAAGAAUGUGCAACAAGCCGACAGUGGACGUUACACUGCAGCCGUUAUCGGGGAAGAAAUCAAUUAUGUGGGUAAAUACAGCGUCACAGUUCAAGAUCCAGUGUCUCCGGUUAAUGGGACAGUGGACUUACUCUCCUCGAGCUCCGACUCCUGUAACCUCACAGUGACCUGCAGCACACAGGACUCCCAUCACAUCAACAGCACUUUUAGAUGUGAGGCCAACACCUGCAGCCAGGAGGAGGGAGGAGAGAGGUCAAAGGUCACGACCUCCGGCACCUCCCUCCGUGUCUACCUGUCCAAAGGCUUCUCAGUUAUCUGUAACCAUAGCAACCAGGUCAGCUCGGACGAGCACACAACAAUGAUUCGGGACUUUUGUUUCUCAAAUCCUGAUGAAAGGGAGGAAAUGAAAAAUACAGUGUACGAAACUGUUCAGGUCAAAAGCGUGAACCCACUUAUGGAUCAGAAUCCAACCGAUGAUGCUGCAGCUCCUUCUCCGUCCUCCAUCUACAGCGUGAUCGAACUCAGGUCCAUGAAAUCCACUGAGGCCGGAGACACGACUCAGCCUGAGAGCCUGUAUGCUCAGGUGGACAAGUCGGCCCUGGCCUGAAGAAAAUCUGAAAUUGUCUUCCACAUUCUGCCUUUUGGACAAUUUCCAGUAUUAUUGUUGCUGUGCGUCAUGUUAUAUUUUCCCUGGGAAGUUUUGGGAUUUUUUUUCAUCCAGAACCAGAACCAGGAGCAUCUGGAACAGCUCCGCCCACUUUAAAACUGUUAUUGUAAUAUGUUUCAUAUCUUAUUUAAAAAGAUACCUGAUGAAUGUUAAUAUGAAUUGUAAAUCUAGUAUUUCUCAUACAGAUGUGUACUUAUUCUUUCUAAAGACCUGGUUCAACUCAUUUAUGUGUUGCAGCUUAAGCAGAUUUUCAAUGUUUAAAAAGACAAAAGUUUGUAACAGUUCUUUAAAUUGUUCCUUUAAGUUAAUCUCAA
Messenger RNA from Hippoglossus stenolepis (Pacific halibut), 1345 nucleotides. RefSeq lists its product as uncharacterized. Lineage: Eukaryota; Metazoa; Chordata; Actinopteri; Pleuronectiformes; Pleuronectidae. The record is from RefSeq and is a predicted model, not a curated record. The transcript has 7 exons. The coding region runs from base 96 to 971 and encodes 291 amino acids.